AUGCAUCGACAACAGCUAUCUGGUGGCUCAAACAGCCCUCCAAGGAUGUAUUCUCAAGCCCAAAACCGAACAUCUCGUCCAUACACCAACCUGGUAGCUGGCUAUCAAAACCAGGCGUCAGGAUCAAACCUUCAGCGUAGCUACGGGUUGACUCCAUCCCCUCAACGGCAGCCAGGUCAACAAGUACCUGGUACUCAAUCACAGGGAACAGGUCACUUGCCUGCUACAAGUGGCCUCACGUACGCUGAGGUUGUCCGGAACCACACGCCUGUCGCCAGCCAAUACAGCUCAGCACGUCCAUCGAAAACAAGCUCCACUCUUGCUGAAAAUUUACAGCCUUGCAGCCCCCCUCGCCGCGGUCCUGGCACAGCACCCAGAAGGGACUACACGAAAGACAUGACGGAUGAUAUCAUGUUAGAUCCAGACUCGUUGUCUGAUGAAGGGUUGCUUCUAAUGUACACUAACGAGGGCGACUCAGAAGGUGCACGAGAGCCAUCCCCUUACAACAGCAUGGUUCCCGGAAUGUCUGUGUUGCCAACACUUCAGGGGCCAGUUCUUGAAAAACUGACAAAAGAUGAUGGCCCUUGGUCAACUUUUCAUCUUCAAGCAAUGCCGCAAACGGGCCCAGGUGCAUUUCAAGUCAACCGUAUGGGUGAAGCUACUCACUUGGCUGCCCCUGGCAUGUAUAACCCGUCAGACUCGCAAAGAUCCGGUCAAUACAUCGACUACAGAAUUGCGCAUGAUCAACCCAUUGAACCACGCAGCGGGUACGGACAAGCCAGAGGUAGACCUACCCAAAUCAUGGAUCAUCGGAGAAUUCCCAGACAGGUUCAUCCCAACCACCAUGUUUCAGGUGGUACAAAUCUCCGCCAGACCAACAUAAAUCCUCCUGCUUGGUCGGGCGAUGGCCGCUCCCACCCUUCCGCUUCGACGACCUCGAUACCUCCCGAACAUCGACAUUGCCCUCACUGCGGCGUGCAGUUCAAAGGAAAUAAGGACGGAAAAGGGAAUCUUGCGAGACAUAUCCGGCAUAAGCACACGGAUUGUCCUCAGAUCUGUUGCGACUACUGUGGUCAACUGUUUAAGCGGACUGACGCCCGUCUCAAACACCACCGGAAAAAACACCCAGGCUUUCCUACUCCCAGCUUAAGCUCUCAAAGGUCUCGUCAGAGCAGCAUGCAAUUCCAAGCUGGCACACCAUAUGACCUAUACAGUAAUGGAAGUCAAGGCUUAAAUAGUUUUGAGGCAUCGCAAGACAACACUGCAAACAUGGGACAACCAUACCAACAUCCCAAUGAUCUCCUUGGACUUGCGGAUCAGUACUAG
Molecule: messenger RNA, 1326 nt
Organism: Bipolaris victoriae FI3
Lineage: Eukaryota; Fungi; Ascomycota; Dothideomycetes; Pleosporales; Pleosporaceae
Exons: 2
Coding region: 1-1326 (441 amino acids)
Source: RefSeq, a predicted model, not a curated record